AUGAACGAGCUCGCGGCCAUCUGCUUCAGCGUCGUGAAGCAGGGAGCCCUCGCCGGCGCAGCCACGCAGGGCCCCGAGCCGCUCGGCUUCCGCCUGUGCGGCCCAGCCCAUGACGAGGCGGACGCCUUCACGCUCUUCGACCAGCUCAUGGUGGGCGCAGCGCAGCUGGCGAUGUUCACGCACCCGGGCACGAGCGCCUGCCCGCGGCAGCCUGCCAGGUCGCCUGUUGGCGAGCUGCCGCGCCCCCGCCGGGAGCCCAGCGCUGCGGAGCCGGGCCCGCCAGCGUCGGCGAUCCUCGCGCGCUGCCACCGAUGCAUCCACGACGUGCUGCUGAAGGCCGUGGACGGGGAGCUCCACGCGCACCUGCAGCAGCUGGAGGUCGAGCCGCCGGUGUUCCUGCUGCGCUGGCUGCGGCUGUUCUUUUGCCGCGAGUUCGAGCUCGAGGAGGCGGUGCUGCUGUGGGACCGGAUCUUCGCGGACGCCCAUCGCACCUGCAGCGUCUCGGGUCCGCCGUACCCGAGCUUCGGGCCCGACUCGGCCGCGAUUGUCCGCGAGGCCUCCGCAGCAUCCUCUGCGCUGCCCCUUGUUGACUACCUCGCCGUGGCUCUGUUGGUGCGGCAGCGUGGCGAGCUGCUCAGUGGGGACCAGACCGACUGCCUCCGCCGACUGAUGGCAAGCGCUCGGGCCCCAGAGCAGGGUGCGCCGUCAGAGUCGUCCGUGGAGCAGCUGGUGGAGGCGGCAGCGAGGCUGCGCGGCAGGCUGGCCGAGCGACCCUACGUCACUGCCGAAGUCUGCGCGCCAGCCCCGGGCCGCGCCGCGACGCCCGAGGAAUGCCCGCGGCGGCGGCAGCAGCUGCUGAACGCCGUCGGCGGGCUGUUCAGCGCCGGCAGGCAGUCGCUGGCGCGCGCCGGCCAGCGCGGCGAAGCUGCGCUGGCCGCGGGGGCGCCAGCCGCCGGCCCGGAGCCUGCCGAGGGCCGAGGCGACAGCCUCGCCGGCUGGGCCAGCGACGCGCCCGCGGCCACGGCCCUGGCCACAGCGCCAGCCAGCCUCGAGGUGGCGGAGCUGCGGCGCCGGGUCGCGGCCGCCGAGCAGGAGCGCGACGCCGCCCAGAGGAGGGCGGCCGAGCUCCACGCGCUCCGGAGCGCGGAGUGGGCCGCGGAGAGGGCGGAGCUGGAGGCGCGGCUGGGCGGCAAGGACCGGCGCAUCGCGGCGCUGGAGGAGGAGCUGGCCCACGAGAGGCGCCGCGGGCAGCGGGCCCACGAGCCCGCACGGGACGGGGCCAGCGGCGGUGCCACCGCGGCAGGGCCCUCGCCCGUGCGGGCCACGGCCGCGCUGCCUGCGGCUGGGUCCAAGCCGCCGGCCGGAGAGGACGAGGUGGAGGGCGUGGUGCUGGGGGAGACUUUCUCGGGUUAG
Messenger RNA from Prorocentrum cordatum, 1413 nucleotides. NCBI's taxonomy places the organism in Eukaryota, Dinophyceae, Prorocentrales, Prorocentraceae. The record is from the annotation of a GenBank genome assembly.